Messenger RNA from Miscanthus lutarioriparius, 645 nucleotides. NCBI's taxonomy places the organism in Eukaryota, Viridiplantae, Streptophyta, Magnoliopsida, Poales, Poaceae. The record is from the annotation of a GenBank genome assembly.
AUGUCGAUCAAGUACUGCGACCAGCACAAGGAUUGCGAGCGGCAGCGUCUGUACCGCCGCUUCUGCGCCGCCCUGGUGGGCAUCAUCCUGCUCCUCCUCCUCAUCGUGCUCAUCGUGUGGCUGGUCCUGCGCCCGACGAAGCCCCGGUUCUUCCUCAACGACGUGAGCAUCGUGUGCAUCAACGUCAGCUCCGCCUCCUACCUCACCGUCACCAUGCAGGCUACGCUGGCGUCGCGCAACACCAACGACCGCGUCGGCAUCUACUACGACAGCGCCGACGUGUACGCCGAGUACCGGGCGAUGCAGAUCACCGUGCCCACCUCGCUGCCGCCCUUCUUCCAGCCGCCCAACGACGCCACCGUCUGGGCGCCGUUCCUCUCCGCCUCCAACGUCCCGCUGCCGGUCUACCUCGCCACCGCGCUCACGCAGGACGAGACGGCGGGGUACCUGCUCGUCACCAUCCGCGUCGAUGGAUGGAUCCGGUGGAAGGCCGGGGCGUUCAUCACCAGCCACUACCACCUCAGGGUCCGGUGCCCCGCGCUGCUCACCGUCAACGACGGACAGGGAAGCUACGGCUCCAACGCCGGUGGGGGGCUCGGCUACUUCAAGUUCCAGCGCGCAGCACCGUGCAUCGUCGACGUCUGA